Messenger RNA from Apis mellifera (honey bee), 7401 nucleotides. It is a transcript of the gene Ser, whose product is annotated as protein jagged-1. Bases 1775 to 5320 code for a protein of 1181 amino acids. The transcript is spliced from 7 exons. The record is from RefSeq and is a predicted model, not a curated record. Gene Ontology annotation, molecular function: Notch binding; calcium ion binding. Gene Ontology annotation, biological process: multicellular organism development; Notch signaling pathway; establishment or maintenance of epithelial cell apical/basal polarity. Gene Ontology annotation, cellular component: plasma membrane; protein-containing complex. NCBI's taxonomy places the organism in Eukaryota, Metazoa, Arthropoda, Insecta, Hymenoptera, Apidae.
GGCUCCGACUCAGUAUCCCCGGAGCGACCGUCUCGUGUACCCCGCGGAGGUGCUGCGUUUCCGUGCUCCAGCGUGCACGACACAGCUGUGUAUCGCGCGCGCGCGCACACAUACACACGUAUACGCAGGUAGAAGGUGGAUUUACGUGGCCGUGCACGCACGCCUUGGCCACGCACACGUACACGCGUGGAAUCGUGGAAAGGUGCGCGUACGUGCACGAGGCACGCGCGCGUGUGCCGCGAUCCACACACCUGUUCCUCUCCUCCUCGGUGAGGGACACACGCCGAUAUCUGGCGACAGAGGCGACCGCGACAGUUCGACGACACGCGCGUGUUUAUCGAAACCAUCCCGCGUUUCGAAGAUACUCUGUACAUAGCGCGAGUUGCGAUUCCAGUGCGAUUCCUUCCUCCUCCUUUGGGGGAGAAGAAAGAGAGAAAGAGAGAGAGAUCAGGAGUGAAAUUUCGAGUGGAAUUUCGUAGGAAAGUUUUAGUCGAUUUACGGGAUUGGAACCGUGAUCGAGGAAGAUAGAUCGUGGACCAUCGGAUACUAUUCGAUUCGAUUCGGUCGAAGAUUCACCGUGAGUUUACCGAUUUAUUUAGCAAAGUGGAUUUCGUUCGAUCGAACUGGUAGUGAGGUGAUGCCCGAGGCUCGAUCGAAUAAAAAGUAUUUCACGUAAAUUUCCAGGGGUGAGGAAUAAGCACGUGCUACUACCAACGGUUUGGACGACGAGAGAGAGAGAGAGAGAGGAUCGCGGAUCUCGAACGAUCACGUGUCGUUCGCUCGCGCGUCUUUCGGAAAAUAAUUUCGAGGAGUGCGCUCGAAAGGAGGUCGUUCGAGAAGAUCCAGGAAGAAGGAGCCCGUUUAUCGAGUUGCGCGCGUCACGUGAACACAACGGACGCGCGGCUCCAUCCUCGAUUAAUUACCUUUUCGAUCGAGGUGAAACGGGCCGAGAGAAGGGAACCGACAGAGAGAGAGAGAGGAGGGAAAAACGAAGAGGAUCGUAACGACCUACCGAUAUCGCACGAUCAAAGGCAACCGUGCGAGGGAAAGGUGUACCUGUCGCGACGCGAGAGUGCACGUAAACAUCUUCAGAGGCCCGUCCCGCGCAUCCUGGAUCGUCCUCGUUAGAAAGUUCGAUCUUUCCAACCUGAACCGCGAGAAAACCGACUCUCUAUCGAUAUCUAUCCCACGUUAUCCGCGUAUCCAAUUAUAUUUUCAGUUUCCUCUUCUAAACGUUCCCAACUACGCUACUCCCACACGUAUUGUUACGUAUAAUAUAAAACAAAACAGUGUUAAACAGUGAUUGAAUAGUGUCCUCGAAAUAUCGUUAAUUUCAACGGGAGAUUCAAUGUUAUUAUAUUACUUACGAAGUGGAGUACCGUGAGAUAUAUAUAUAUAUAUAUGUAACAGUGGCUCGUAUUUAUAAGUGUGUGCCCGCGGACCGGAAGUAAAUAAUAAGAAGUGAAGUGUUAAAUCGAUCGAAAGAAGAAAACGGGAGCGGGAUAAUCGAUAAUCGUUCCGUGAACUUGUGAACAGUGCUGAAUCGAUUUCAAACUCUCUUGGAAUUACGAGGGAUAUAUAUAUAUAUACAAACGGAGACGCGCACGUAUUUUUAUAUAUAUAUAUAUAUAAAAUAGGAAAGGAUUACGCAGGAAGGAUUUUCGUUGGAUUGGAAAAUUUUUAGUUGGGAGAGGAGCUGGAGAAGAGCUAGAGAAGGAGGUGACCCACGGGGGGAAUGGUGAUGCGGUAGUCGAGGGAUUCCUCGAGGAAAGACAUGAGGGCGGCCGCCGCCUACGUCCUGUUCCUUGCCCACCUCAUACAGGCGACAAACGCGAGCGGAUUCUUCGAGGUGCAAAUCCUCUCGCUUACGAACAACAGGGGCACCCUGGUGGACGGUAGGUGUUGCGGCGGGGGAGGCGAUGGCGGAGGAAAAGGAGAAUUACCACCGUGCACGACACCGUGCUCGACGGCCUUCUGGCUCUGCUUGAAGGAAUACCAGUCGAAUGUCACAGCCAUAGGCUCGUGUAGCUUUGGCAACGUAUCUAGUCACGCCCUCGGCCAGAACACCUUCACCCUCAGCGAACCGGUCACCCUGCAACUGCACUUCACCUUUCGAUGGACGAGGCAAUUCACGCUUAUCCUGCAAGCGAGAGACGAGGCGAGCACAGGCGUGAUCGAGGAAGCGAGUUUCAGCGGCAUUGUCCUGCCAGGACCCACGUGGCACACUCUCAAUCAUGAAGGGAGAAACGCUCAUCUGGCUUAUCGCGUUCGGGUCCAGUGCGCGGAUCAUUAUUACAACGCGACCUGCACGAAGUUCUGCAGGCCAAGGAACGACAUAUUCGGCCAUUACACCUGCGACGAGAACGGCGACAAGGUGUGCAUACAGGGUUGGAAAGGCGCCGACUGUGAGAUAGCGGUGUGCAAGGAGGGUUGCCACCCCGUUCACGGUCACUGCAACGUCAGUGGGGAAUGCAAAUGUCGACACGGUUGGCGCGGUGAACUCUGCGACCAGUGCACCCCCUAUCCUGGCUGCAAGCACGGAUAUUGCAACGGUUCCAGUUGGCAGUGUAUCUGCGACACGAAUUGGGGCGGCAUCCUCUGCGACCAGGACCUCAAUUAUUGCGGCACUCACGAACCCUGUCAAAACGGUGGGACGUGCGAGAACACGGCGCCGGACCAGUACAAAUGCACCUGCCCCGAGGGAUUCUCGGGACCGACCUGCGAGAAGGUGGACAACCCUUGCGCCUCCAACCCUUGCGCCAACGGAGCGACGUGCAGGGAGCUCGGUGAGAGCGCGCACUGCGAGUGCGCCCCUGGAUUCUCUGGCCCUUACUGCGCGACGGACAUAGACGAGUGCGCCUCCCAACCUUGCCAAAAUGGGGGCACCUGCGUCGACGGGAAGAACGAGUUUGUGUGCAAUUGUCCACCGGCCUGGCAAGGAGUGCUUUGCCAAUUCGACGUGGAUGAGUGCGCCCUCAAGGAAUCCCCCUGCAAGAAUUCGUUGACCUGUGUGAAUCUUGCCGGUGAUUACAAGUGUCGGUGCAGGAGCGGUUUCACGGGGAAGAACUGCACGAAGAACAUCAACGAUUGCAUCGGCCAGUGCCAACACGGGGCGUUGUGCAUCGAUCUGGUCGACGAUUAUCACUGCAGCUGCACCGCAGGCUAUUCGGGCAAGGAUUGCGACGUGGACAUCGACGAGUGCGCCUCGAAACCCUGCCAGAACGGUGGCGAGUGCAGAGAUCUGGUGAACGCGUACGAGUGCGUAUGUCCUGUCGGUUUCACCGGAUACCAGUGCGAGAUCGACAAGGAUCAUUGCAGCCCGAACCCGUGCAGAAAUUCGGCGCCUUGUUUCAACACGCAGACAGAUUACUACUGCCACUGUCCGGAGCAAUGGCAAGGGAAGAAUUGUUCCGAGCCAGCCUCCCAUAAUCCGCAAUUCGGCAUGAUGGACGAGGAGUCCGGGUGCGGGAGUGAGGGGACACCAUGCGGCGGCAGAGGCAGAUGCAGCGGUGGCAGAUGCAUUUGUGACGCCGGGUAUACAGGGAUGCAUUGUCACGAGAACAUCAACGAUUGCAGGGGUAAUCCUUGUUUGAACGGUGGCACGUGUGUCGAUUUGGUUAACUCGUUCCAGUGUAUCUGUAGAGAGGGAUGGACCGGAGAUCUGUGCGAUCAAGACGUGGACGAGUGUACGAACUCACCCUGCCGCAACAACGGCACCUGCGUGGACGGUGUCGCAGACUUCACCUGCAUCUGCAGGGGUGGAUGGAAGGGCAAAACGUGUACUCUUCGCGCCGGACACUGCGAACCAGGUUGGGAGGGAGCAGCAUGCCACAUAGCAUCUCCAGCGUGCGCGAGCAAUCCUUGCGAGAACGGAGCUACCUGCGUGAACACCGCCGAUGGGAAUUACAGAUGCGUCUGUCGCGAAGGUUUCGAGGGUCCGAAUUGCCGUCGUGACGUGGACGAUUGCCAGCCAUUGCCUUGCUUGAACGGGGGCAAAUGCGUGGACGGGAUCAACUGGUUCAGAUGCGAGUGCGCGCCAGGCUUCACCGGCCCAGAUUGUCGUAUAAACGUGAACGAAUGCGCCAGCGACCCCUGCACCACUGGCUCCACGUGCGUGGACGGUAUAGCGAGUUACACUUGCAUCUGCCCGCCAGGAAGGACCGGGGUACGCUGCGAGAUUCGUACAGCAGGUGGACCAGGAUGCCCGGUAGCUAGCUGGGACGACGAUUGCAACGUCUGCGAAUGUCGUAACGGGAAGAACCAGUGCAGCAAUAUCUGGUGCGGUCCUGGCAACUGUCUGAACGGUACGUCGUGUCUGGCUCACGAAGUGUGCGUGCCCAGUCCGAACGAAAGCUGUCUAGCUCCACCGUGUCCAGCGUGGGGCGAAUGCCGCCCCGUCGAGACUGGAAGAAGAGUAGGGCCUCCCGCUCUGCCCGCACCGCCCUCCUGUUGGCCCGGACAAGCCACGCCGGGUCCAACCUGUUCCAGGCUCACCAUCCUGUUGAGAAGAGACACUCUGGCCGCCAGUACGUCGGUAGAAAUCCUCUGCAGACGGUUGAGAAAACUGCUGUCCGAUCCGAGAAGGCCACAGUCGAUCGUUCUUCUCUGCGAUCUCAAGCCUGGCGACAACGAUACAGUGGAAGUGACCAUAUUCUCGGAGGCAGCCGCAGAUGCGGCCAGAGAUCUUGGCGAAGCCCUUAGCAGACCCCUGGGCAGACCACUCGCUCUGGCCUCCGUGCUCGAGGUCAAAGUGGAGACGGCCUUGCUCAGCGAGCCGAGUUCCGUAAACUCGAGCAGCGCGGGAAGCUACGUGGCCGUCCUCGGUGGAGCUCUGGCGACCGUUUUGGUCUUGGCUUUGUUCGGUGGACUGUGGUAUCUUCGGACGGUGAGGCAAAGAUCAAGCCUGACCGCGACCACCAGCAGCGAGACGUCGUUGCAUCGACACCGCAGCGAUUUGGACGAGAAGUCGAACAAUCUUCAAAACGAGGAGAAUCUGAGGAGAUACGCGAACCCUUUGAAAGAGCAGGAUCAAGGAGAGCCGAGGGUGUCCGUGGUGAGACCUCUGUCCGGAACUUCGUUGGGUGCGCUGGGUGCAACCGAGGAGAGUUUGGAAAUGGUCUCGGACGAGAGUAGACAUCGGUUGCCGCCGCUUUACAAAGCUCCCAGCGCGGAAGCAAGGAACAACACCGCUAGUUUCACGUACGAGGAAGGGCCUCAUAAACCGUACAGCAAACCUAGAUUGCAGGAGCCGACGUAUUCUCAGCAAGCGAGCAGCAGUCAGACAUCGGGACCGCAUCAAGUACUGACGGUGCACGUGUAACGCGACAGACUUGCGGAUGUUUCGUGAAAAAUUUCACUGAAAAAAAAAAAAAAAACACUUGUGAGAAAGGGACACGAAAAACGUGUGGCGAAACGUGUGGAAUUAUCGGACUCGCUCGUACCAAGUGUUUUCGCAACGAUUAAUUGCAACGAACAGACUGAACAAUUAAUAAUUCACGAUUCAACGGAUAUCGCUUACAUUACUUUAGAAAAUGAAAUUGCGAGAAAUAAUGCGCUGCCUUUUUUUACCCGCUAAAAAUUAAGAAAUCGUCGAAACCGCGUCUUUUACUUCAAAUCUUUUUUCCUUCUGCGAAUUGAUACGAAAACAAGAGAGAUAUUAAAGAAUGUAGGAAGGUAGAGAAAGAGAAGAAUUAUUUUAACGUUAUUUCAUCAACUAUAUUGAUAUUGGUUUACAAUUAAAAAUCGAUCAUUUCAAACUAUUUCAUUAAACGAGAAAAACGUCAUUCUCUACCUUUCUCUAACAUAUCUCUCGCUAAUAACGCAACGACAAUAAUUGACGGUCUACAAUUAUAUAUCGACAAGUUGUUUUAUCGUAUUGUACAUAUGUACAUAGCCCGUACUUAUUAAUUUCGCUAAGCCUGUAUCACCUCUAAAUGCCGUCGUCCCUUACGGACAGCCUUAAGAUCCGAUCUAUCGACGUUUUAUUCGCGUUACAAUCGUAAACAUUCCCCUAUCCUGAUCCGAAGCAGAGAACACACGGGCCAAGUGACGGCUUAGCAGGCCACCGUAGAUAUCGUAGAGCUGUAAUAGCACGUAGGCGAAUUAAUCUGCGCGAAAGCAGAAGGCUUCGGACGCUCCGUCGGGCGAUAUUAUUGUGAUACUCAUAGAGCGAACGAGAGAGAAAGAAUGCGAGAGAGAAUAUUAUCGCGCGAUAAGAUUUAUCGAGUCCCCUCGUAGCGCCCUCUUGGAAAAGUCGUGAAUCACGAUUAAUAACGAUAACGCGUUAAGAAAAGAAAAGUCUUAAAAUUUGGUUUGCUAACUAGUUUGCAACGGUUUGCAUCCGUUUGCCGUAGUAAUCAGUAGAAUUAACGCACGGUUCUAUCAUUGCGAGCCGUGAUUUAAUUGCACAAAAAUUAAUUAAUUAUUCAUGGGAUGUAUCGUCGUAUCCACGAGUCGAUCUAUAAUGAAAAGGAAGUAUUCUUUUUUUUUUUUUUUAUUUUUCCUGCAAAGAGGGUGAAGGGAGCGUGUAGGAAUCGAUAAGAUGGCGACACAUGGCAUGGCCAUUCGCGUGAUCGAAACGUUGUAUGAUGUAAAUAAACCCAUUACAUAGAUCCAGAUAAUUCCCCGUCCCACUUUGGAUUGUAUUUUAUCUUAUUCCCUCCUUUCUUCCCUCUGUUAGAUGUGCAAUUUUAUUAUUAUUUUUUUUUCCUUUUUUUUUUUUUUUCUCUCCCCUUUUCCCUUAAUAUCGUUCCAAGCGUAAGGCGACGCGCAACGACGGGCGCAUGAAACGCGCGUAUUACUAGACUUUAAAACGAGAAACGAGAACCGUAUUGGGCGUACUGUAAGAUGAUAACGGAAGAAAUUUUUUAUAACAGAUAGUUUAUUUUAUAAAGAAAUCUAUAUUAUUAUACAAAAUAUAUAGAAGCGAUGAAGAAAAAAAAAUAUAUAUAUAUAUAUAUUAUAUUAUUUUAUAUUAUAUUAUAUUAUUUUUUAUAUUUUAUUGCCUUGUAUUUUAAUUGUUGAGAGAUCAUGGACAAUAGUUCGAAAUACUAUACUAUACUAUAUACGAUCGAUCAUAACGAUCUCGUGAACAUCUUUUUGUUCUGUUCUUCGAUUCAACGAACUAAUGUCCCUGGUCUCCGAUUUAGAUAGCUAAUCCACGCGUUGUGAUCAAUCCCGUGUCAAAUAAUCGCGAAGGAAGCGUGAAUGAGUGCGUGUAAAUAAAGUUAAAGCUCCUUCCGGUCCCACAAUUUCUUUUUUUCCGCCUAAGUUUACAACAACGACUAGGACGACGACGAUGACUAUAACAACGACAACGACAUAAUGAUGAUGAUGAUGAUGAUGAUGAUGAUGAUGAUGAUGAUGAUGAUGAAGAAAUUUCAAUAAAAAGUACAACCCUUA